AUGUUUAUAUAUUCAUCAAUACUACCUUGCUAUUUGCUAUUCGCCACUGCAUCGCCACUGACUGCAAUCAGGGAAUUGAUCUUCCAAAGCCCCCUUGAUCUUAGUGAACCUUCUCUCCGUUUGCAGUCAGUCAGCGGUAUUUCCAUUACCCAAAGCGAAAAGGAACUCUUCUAUCAACUCGAUAAUGUUCACUACUUCACCCCGUACUCGUUUCCAGCUCAUACGGUAUCCGCCACGGGAUUCCCGGAUCUCGACGACGCUUUUCAUCCAUUAGUGAUUUUACCUAUAUCCAAGCCGAAAGAAGGUAUAUUCACCAUUCAACAUAUGGAACCAUUAAUCGAAUCAUACUUAUCAGAAGACGAUGUUCUCUCAAAAAGCUUUUUCGAGACCGUCAUUCUUCAUCCUGAUUCUGAUUCAGACGAUUUCAACCUCGAAAUGACUGUCAUAGGUUAUUUGAUGAGAGAAAUGAAUACUAAACGGAUUAUACUUGAUGAAAGGUUAUCUAUCAAUGUAGCCGCUCCAGGACCUGCUUUACCUGGUAUUCCUAUACACACAAUCUCUGCUAAAUCAUUGAAAGAAGGUAUUGCAGGGCCUUGUGUCGUUCAGUAUGGGGAAGAUCGAAAUUUCGAUUUAUAUCCCGUAUCUAGACUUUACAGUGAUUAUUAUAAAACUUUUGUUUCGGGAAUUUAUCCUCUGAAUGAUGGUCAAGGAACGUAUAAAACUUUGAACAAGAUCGAUGAGCAUGGAAAUAAAUUGAUACCUGUUCCUUCACGACAUUACGCUAAAGGUUCCAAGAAACCUUUGGCAGGUGAAAGAGCUGCGAUAAAAGAUGUGUACUAUGUCAAGGGAGUACCUACAAGUGCAGGAUCAAGAGUAUUCGCAGCGUGGAGAGGAGAUGUUUACACUACUGCAUCUUCUGUACAGAAAUUGGACGAGAACGGCGCGGUGAUAGUAGGGAAAGUCAAGACAGCAGGCCCUUUUUCUCCUCGAGGAGAUCACUACCAAUCCUGCGGUACUUCAUCUUCCGGUCCAUCUUGUGCUUUAGCAGCUUAUGACUGGCUUGAUUUUACCGUUGCGUCAGAUACGGGGGGCUCUAUCCGAGGACCUGCAGCGGUGGUGGGUCUGUACGGAAACAAGCCCACGCAAGGGAUCAUCCCUUUGGACGGAGUAGUGCCUCUUUUCAAAUUCACCGAUACUGCCGGUAUCUUCACUCGAUCACCCUCCAAGCUCAAAAAGAUUCUUGAGACAUGGUACGGGGACUCUCCAGUGAAUAGAAGACAUAAUCACCUUCCUAAAACGCUCCUCGUACCAUCAGAUGACUUUCCAACUAUGAGAAAGGAUAUCAAAUUCAUGGUGAUGGACUUCCUCCAAGCCGUUGGAAGCACUUUUGGAAUGAAAGUUGAGAUGAUCAAUCAGACUGCUAUUCAUCCUCAUGAUGGCAACAGCCACGGCAGUGAUGAUAUGAUGACGAUUGGGGACUUCGAUGUCGCUGCUGAGAUGUGGCAAUGGCAAACCCUUGCGUCGCAAGUCGUUGAAGCAUACGAGCACGUCAACGGGGGACGAUUUCCUCCUGUUGGGUCGGAGAUGUCUACAAACAUGAGAAGAGCACGAAAUACUACAUGGGGAGACGAUGAGUUCAACCGAAUGACCAGGAAGCUCGAAUUUACGGCCAAAUCGUUCAACGAUAUCAUUGGAAGAGACGAAGAGACUUGUUCCAAAACCAUUUAUGCCGAACCUAUGGCAUUGAAUCAGAUGCCUGAGUACCGAGAACAAAAAUUGAAUGAUAUGACUGAGCGUCUCUCCCCGCGGAUUAAUCCCCUAUACCCCUCUACGCCAUCUUCGAUCUCUGGUGCCCCUCAUUACAUCGUACCUAUAGGUCAAGUCCCCUUCAAGAGUCUUGUGUCUGAUCAAUGGGAGUAUCAAACUGUCUCUAUGAGUUUGAUGGCUUAUCCGGGCUGCGAUUUUAUGCUUCUUGAUCUGAUUGACAAACUUGAGAAAGCUGGAGUAAUCACGGAAGUUAAGACUGGUAGAACGACCUUUGACGUGGUCUCCGAGUAA
Molecule: messenger RNA, 2058 nt
Organism: Kwoniella shivajii
Lineage: Eukaryota; Fungi; Basidiomycota; Tremellomycetes; Tremellales; Cryptococcaceae
Exons: 12
Coding region: 1-2058 (685 amino acids)
Source: RefSeq, a predicted model, not a curated record